This is a messenger RNA of Phytophthora nicotianae INRA-310, 1597 nucleotides long. RefSeq lists its product as hypothetical. Gene Ontology annotation, biological process: amino acid transmembrane transport. The coding region runs from base 1 to 1491 and encodes 496 amino acids. Gene Ontology annotation, cellular component: vacuolar membrane. Lineage: Eukaryota; Oomycota; Peronosporomycetes; Peronosporales; Peronosporaceae. The transcript has a single exon. The record is from RefSeq and is a predicted model, not a curated record. Gene Ontology annotation, molecular function: amino acid transmembrane transporter activity.
AUGCCGCGCAAAGCUUUCUUCACAACGGAGGACGCGAAGGCGGCUUUCAACCUCUUCUGUUGUGUCUACGGCAUUGGAACGCUUGGUAUGCCCGCCAACUUCUCGCGUGCCGGCCCCUUCAUCGCGGUCAUUGCUAUGGUUUUCAUGGCCUUCGCCAACGUUUACGGCGCAGUGGCUAUCUGCCGUGUCAUGCUCCUUGCACCCACGUCUGUCAAGACGUACGGUGAUCUCGGUGAAUGGGCAAUGGGCAAGACCGGCCGCUACCUUUCGGUCAUCUCCCAGAUGGCCAACUGUCUCCUGGUUCCGUGUGUGUUCCUCGUGCUUGGUGGCACGCUCCUAGAUGGUCUUUUCCCGGGGGCCUUCAGUGCCACGACGUGGAUCAUCCUCAUGGCACUCUCCUGCAUGCCCGUUUGUUUAGUCCCCACUCUGAAAGAAGGAGCUGGCGCUGCUUUCGCCGGUUGUAUGGGCACUAUCAUCACCGAUGUUAUCGGCGUCGCCGUUGUGAUGCACGGCAUGCGUGGCCACCCCAGCAUUCCCAAACCUGAUCUCAACUUCAAGCAAGUUGCUGGAGCGUUUGGCAACUUGGCUCUCGCCUAUGGUGCCGGGAUCGUUAUUCCGGCCCUCCAGCGCCAACAUAGUGAUCCCACACGCAUGCCCCGUGUUGUAGGAGUCACGAUGACGUUCAUCUCGGUUCUCUUCCUUAUCCUGGCCAGCACUGCUUACUCAUCCAUCGGCUGCCAGAUCUCGGGCAACCUUCUGUACGCCAUUUACCCGGACUCGGACACUGGCCUGACCACACUCGGUUUUCGAUCGGACUGGGGUAUGGUCGUCCUUGCUUACCUCUUCAUGCAGCUGCAUAUUACGAUCGCCUUCUCCGUUAUCCUGAACCCAGCUUUCUAUAUCGCCGAACGUAUCAUGCUGGGAAUGCACAAGCCAGCCGUCGCUGAUGUCGAGAACAACCUGUUGAACUAUGGGGACAUGUCCACCCCGGUCGAUAUUGCUGAGCGCUCGGAGAAGCAGUCGCACACUUCGCGCGCCUCAAAGCGUCGCUCCUUCAUCUCUGUUGCUGACAACGAAAACGUACACUUUGGCGAUCCGGAGGCAGAGGCUGCUGAGUACCGCGGCGCGAACGCCAUCAAAUACGUCAUUCUACGGCUUAUCAUGAUCACGCUCUUGGUGAUCGCAUCGAUCAUCCUGAAGGACCACUUUCACGAUUUGGCCGACUUCGCGGGUGCCUCGUGUAUCACGGUAAAUUCGAUCAUCCUGCCCAUUGUGUUCCUGCUGAAAAAGAAGUGGAACGUCAUGCCGCUAUGGGAGAAGGCCCCAGCGCUUAUCGUGGUCGUGGUGUGCUUCUCGCUGGGCUGCUACGUGACCUACACGUCGGGCAAGAAUUUGUUUGCUCCAAGCGACGAUGAUACGGCGUUCCCGUUCUGCGCAUCGGAAUUCGAGAACAACGUGUACUACAACUACACGGCCGAACAUGAAACCUAAGCUGGUAAAACCAUGAGUGAGCUGUUUAGUCGCGCGACGACUUUAAUGAAAUCCGUUUGUGCUGGAAAAAUGAAACUACAGUAACGAAAAUGAAUUGUAGUUGCCC